Molecule: messenger RNA, 1460 nt
Organism: Cornus florida
Lineage: Eukaryota; Viridiplantae; Streptophyta; Magnoliopsida; Cornales; Cornaceae
Product: mitochondrial thiamine diphosphate carrier 2
Exons: 8
Coding region: 278-1273 (331 amino acids)
Biological process (GO): thiamine pyrophosphate transmembrane transport
Cellular component (GO): mitochondrial inner membrane
Molecular function (GO): thiamine transmembrane transporter activity
Source: RefSeq, a predicted model, not a curated record
GCGGCGGGCAGUUUUCCAUUUAUUUCCCUCACAUUUUUUUAAGAUACCGAAUGUUUCCUUUGAUAUUUUUCUUUUCUUUUCCCCCAAACUCACCCCACACAGCUCAGGCGCUGCCUAAAUCUCUCUCUCCAAAAGGCGUUCCAACUUCCAAGUUACCCGCUGCUCACAUUGACGCUGCAACAGUCAAUUCUCCUCUCUGACUCUUCUCAAAAUAUCAAUGUCGGCGGUUCUGUUUCCCUCUUCUCAGGUUUUAUAAUUUGAGCUGAAUUUUUGGGUGAUGGAAGAGCCAGGGCAGCUGAAACGGGCUCUGAUAGAUGCAUCCGCAGGGGCAAUCUCUGGUGGUAUAUCUCGGACUGUAACAUCGCCCCUUGAUGUUAUUAAGAUCAGAUUCCAGGUUCAACUGGAACCAACUACUUCAUGGGCUUUGCUACACAAGGAUGUGUACGGAGCAUCAAAAUAUACUGGAAUGAUACAGGCAACUAAGGACAUCUUUAGAGAGGAAGGUUUACGGGGUUUUUGGCGUGGUAAUGUCCCAGCACUACUCAUGGUUAUGCCAUAUACUGCCAUACAAUUCACGGUGCUGCACAAAUUGAAGACGUUUGCAUCUGGUUCUUCCAAGGCAGAGGAUCACAUUCAUUUGAGCCCUUACCUUUCUUAUAUCAGUGGGGCAUUAGCAGGAUGUGCAGCUACAGUUGGAUCAUAUCCAUUUGACCUCCUACGAACUAUUUUAGCUUCACAGGGUGAGCCAAAGGUGUAUCCAAACAUGAGAUCUGCAUUCCUUCAUAUCAUCAGAACUCGUGGUUUCCAAGGGUUGUAUUAUGGGUUAUCACCAACAUUGGUUGAGAUUAUUCCUUAUGCCGGCCUGCAGUUUGGAACUUAUGAUACAUUCAAGCGUUGGACCAUGGCCUGGAACCAGUUUAGAUCUUCUAAUAUAAACGUAGCUGACAAUACCCUUUCAAGCUUCCAGCUUUUUCUCUGCGGGUUAGCCGCUGGCACAUGUGCUAAAGCUGUUUGUCACCCACUUGAUGUGGUCAAGAAGAGGUUUCAGGUUGAAGGGCUACAGAGGGACCCAAAGUAUGGAGCUCGAGUUGAGUAUCAUGCUUACAGAAAUAUGUAUGAUGCACUCCGCCGAAUUUUACAAAAGGAAGGUUGGGCUGGCCUCUAUAAGGGCAUUGUCCCAUCAAUUGUGAAAGCGGCACCAGCAGGCGCUGUAACAUUUGUUGCUUAUGAAUUCACAUCGGACUGGUUAGAGACCCUAUUGACUCGAAGCUGACCUGCUCCUUAACCCAUUUUUGGUUUGUUCCUUGAAAGACCCUGUAUAAGUAGAAAACAACGAGGCCGAUUUAUAUUGUUUAAUUUAGUCAUUUUUUGUAGGCCAUAGAUUUGUAUCAUUGACACAAAAUUUGGAGGUGGAAAUUAAGGCUUAUAAGAGAGUAGCUAUUGCACUCAAACUUUGUGAA